AUGGAAUGGUCACUUGCGCAGGAUGUUUCUGGUGUAGCUUCUUCCUCUGCACAUGUCUCUACAGAUUUUUCUACUGCACAUUGCUCUUGGCCUCUUGUUCGGUAUGUCAAAUGUAAUUUUGAUGCUUCAGUGCCUUUAUAUGGUCAAGGUGUAGGAUUGGGUUGGAUCUUACGGGAUCACUAUGGCCAUUCUAUUCAUACUGGUAUGGUUUACCAGGAAGGCAGUUUUAAUCCCCUUAUUGCUGAAGCCUUAACAGCGAGAGAGGUUCUCCUUUGGCUCAAGUCAAAUCAGUUUCAUCAUGUUGUGUUGGAGAUUGAUGAUUUACUGCUUGUGAAUGCUAUAACUACAUAUGCCUUAGAUUUCUCUUAUUUGGGUCUUUUAGUUCAGGAUAUUAAAAACCUGUUAUCAGAGAUUGAUGAUGUUUCUAUGGUUUAUGUUAGAAAAUAUGUGAAUUAG
This is a messenger RNA of Manihot esculenta (cassava), 456 nucleotides long. RefSeq lists its product as uncharacterized. Lineage: Eukaryota; Viridiplantae; Streptophyta; Magnoliopsida; Malpighiales; Euphorbiaceae. The transcript has a single exon. Gene Ontology annotation, molecular function: RNA-DNA hybrid ribonuclease activity; nucleic acid binding. The record is from RefSeq and is a predicted model, not a curated record. The coding region runs from base 1 to 456 and encodes 151 amino acids.